AUGGCCGACCUCAGUACCAAGGAGUCUGUCAUUCAGACCAAAGCUUCGUCGGAGAUGGAUGCGGACGAGCUUCGACUGGCGCAGAUGGGCCAUACCCAAGAACUCAAGCGUCAUUUUAGCAUCUUGUCUUUGAUUGGCCUUGCUUCAACGACCACCAUCUCAUGGACUGGUCUGGGACUGAGUAUCGUUACUGAAAUCAAUGCCGGUGGGCCGAGUGCCAUCAUCUACGGCUUUAUUCUGGUGACGGUUCUACAGAGCUUCCUUGGUGCCUCUCUCGCCGAGUUUGUGUCCAGUUAUCCCACAGAGGGUGGCAUGUACCAUUGGAUUGCUGCGAUUGCGCCCAAGAGGUCGAGCGCGUUCUUGAGUUUCGUCACGGGCUGGCUGACCGUUUGUGGCUGGAUUUUCACCACUGCCUCGACCAACUUGAUCUUUGCCGAAGUCGUCCAAGCUCUUUAUGCUCUUUAUCAUCCUGACUUGGUGAUCAAGGACUGGCAGACCUUCAUCAUAUACCAAAUCCUCAACUUGCUGACGGCUGGUGUGGUCCUUUUCGGCAAUAAAAUCAUUCCAGCCCUAAAUCGGUUUUCUUUAUUCUACCUACAGAUUGGCUGGCUGGUCGUCCUCGUUACUGUUGUGGCAUGUGCCCCGACACACCAAAGCAGCGAGUUUGUCUUCAGAACUUGGGUCAAUAACACCGGUUGGAAUAGUAAUGUUAUUUGCUUCAUUACUGGCCUGGUAAACCCUCUCUACAGUCUGGGUGGACUUGAUGGAGUCACACACAUCACUGAAGAGAUGCCAAAUCCAUCGCGCAACGCACCGCUUGCAAUUGCCAUCACCAUUUCAAUUGCAUUCGUGACUGGUCUAACCUAUCUUAUUGCGCUAAUGUUUAGCGUUCAAGACUACGCGGCUUUGUCCACGACCAACACCGGCCUGCCUCUCGCUGAAUUGUUCAACCAGGCAACCCAGUCGGUCGGCGGCGCGUUCGGUCUGACUUUUAUUCUGUUCGUUGCUCUGGGGCCCUGUGUUGUUUCAUCACAGCUCUCCACGUCGCGUGUUCUCUGGGCUUUUGCCCGGGAUGGUGCUAUGCCAUUCUCUGAUGUAUGGAGCCGAGUGAGCAAGCGAUUUGGUAUUCCUUUCAACGCACAGCUGUUGGUUGCCGCUGCCAACGCAGCUUUGGGAUGUAUCUAUCUCGGUAGCAGUACGGCCUUUAACAGCAUGUUGAGCUCGUCUGUGACUAUCAACAACGUCGCAUACUUGAUUCCGAUUUCCACGAAUAUGAUCAUGGGCAGGAGGGGUAUGCAUAAGGGAGUGUUCCAUAUGGGCAGAUGGGGCUGGAUCGUCAACAGUGUCACUGUGGCAUGGCUCAUUUUUGCUAUUGUCUUCUUCAGUUUCCCUUAUGACAUGCCUGUGACGGUGGAGAACAUGAACUACACUUGUGUCGUGGUUGGGGGAUUACCCAUCCUGAUCCUGAUAUGGUGGUUUGUUGGAAGCAAGCAGUAUAAAAACAAAAUAGCCAACGCCAAGGAGGAGUAA
Messenger RNA from Talaromyces atroroseus, 1530 nucleotides. RefSeq lists its product as hypothetical. Gene Ontology annotation, cellular component: membrane. The record is from RefSeq and is a predicted model, not a curated record. Bases 1 to 1530 code for a protein of 509 amino acids. Gene Ontology annotation, molecular function: transmembrane transporter activity. The transcript has 5 exons. Gene Ontology annotation, biological process: transmembrane transport. Lineage: Eukaryota; Fungi; Ascomycota; Eurotiomycetes; Eurotiales; Trichocomaceae.